Messenger RNA from Saccostrea echinata, 1005 nucleotides. Its product is annotated as pleckstrin homology domain-containing family B member 2-like. NCBI's taxonomy places the organism in Eukaryota, Metazoa, Mollusca, Bivalvia, Ostreida, Ostreidae. Gene Ontology annotation, cellular component: membrane. The record is from RefSeq and is a predicted model, not a curated record. The coding region runs from base 78 to 557 and encodes 159 amino acids. The transcript is spliced from 5 exons. Gene Ontology annotation, biological process: regulation of cell differentiation.
UUCUAUACACAGCCUCUAUCCCUAGCAGGAUAAGGGCUCCCAUCGGGACACGGGUUAUUUGUCCCCAGUGAUGGAAAAUGGCUUCUCUUUUCACGCAGGAAGGGGAUGGAAUGAUAGUAAAAGCAGGAUGGAUAUUUAGACAAAAGGCCUUUUUUCGGAAAUGGAAGAAAAGUUGGAUCGUCGUCUGCUCGGGGGGAGCCGUGAGGGUGUUCAAAAAUAAACGAUCCCCACGUCCUCAAAAAUCAUACGAUCUCAAAAUGGACUGUAUCGUCAUCAAAACUGGGCGUCAGUGCCAAUACCUUCUCCCACCAAACGGGAUAGACUCAUCAGCUCUCAUAGAAAUCGUUUUGACCGGUGAUAGGGCCAUUAAACUUUGCGCAAAUGACGCGGAAACGGCAAGGAUGUGGCUGAGCGCAUUAACAAAGGCUCACUCUGGUAAAGAUCUACCAACACCACGUUGGGAACGGCGAAACUUAAACAAAGAAGAAGUCCUUAAUUUAGAAUAUCAAAGUUGCUGGUACUCAUGCUGUAGGAAUAAUCAAGUGGACGAUUUUUGACGAUGGCCAAAUCACAACUGUGCAAUACUGCUAGUCUCCAGGAAAUUGUUCAUGACUUUUUUUUUCGCUACUUUAUGUGAAAUGUAUAUUAAUAUAUUAGUCAUUUACAAAGAAAAGAUUUUUCAAUGCAUGUUUUGAUAAACCUAAUUUGAUCCAUUUUCAUAUUUGAGUGCUUUGCUUUCAGAAACUAUCUUUAAAGGGGGUUUUUAUAUGUUUUCCAUUCAUUAGUCUUUCAGAAAUAUUAAACCUGAAGUCAUUUUGAUGUAGUUCUUUAUUCCUGUCAAGAAAAGCCUGCCAUUUUGGCUAAUUGUUGUGUUUGUCUAGAGCUAGCACAUCCUGGACAGGAAUGUAGUGUUUCAUGGAUAAAUAAAUCACAGUCCAAACAGAAAAUCUGCUCACAAUUGUCACAUACAUAUACCUACAAAUAAAAAGAUAUUAUUAAGUUGCA